GUCCUUCUGAUUUAUCCGCGUGCAGCAGCAGCAUCCUCCUCCUCCUCCUCCUCAUCAUCAUCAUCAGCAGCAGCAGCAUACUAUUACUGAGAGGCAGUUUGCAUACGGAUUAGUCUGUGCGGGUUUGUAGCGGGAGGUGAGGCGGAUUUCAGCACCGGAGCUGACUGAUGCUGGCGCCGCGUGCUCAGGUGAUGCUGCGCUCGAGCUGCUGACAUUCUCCCUCCCCCACCCCUUCCACCUCUACCUCUCUCUCUUUCUGUCUCUCUCUCUCUCUCUUUCUCUCCUCCCUCUGUGUGCAUCCAUCCCCUCCGUCCCUCCUCGCUCCACUCCUCUCCUCCACACGCACAAAACGCUCUGUCAUGGCGUCUUCCAACCAUGUUACCCCCACCAACUGUAGCUGGUGGCCCAUCUCAGCCAUGGAUGAGGACGGCAAAGUGGCGGACGGAGAGGAGUGCGAGGAGCCCACGGCGGAGUCCAAACCCUUCAACAAAGACAGGCUGGUUUUGUACCACUGGACGCAGUCUUUCGCCUCACAGAAGGUACGUCUAGUGAUCCAUGAGAAGGGUCUGGUGUGUGAUGAGAGGGAUGUGAGUUUGCCGCUGCAGGAGCACAAAGAGCCCUGGUUCAUGAGACUGAACCUGGGGGAGGAGGUUCCUGUAUUCCUCCACGGAGACACCAUCAUCAGCGACUACAACCAGAUUAUAGACUACAUGGAGAAAAACUUUGUGGGAGAGACGGUGGCUCAGCUGAUUCCUGACCCGGACUCGCCUCUCUACGACCGCGUGCAGCAGUACCGCCACCUGCUGGACGGCCUGCCCAUGGACGCUUACACGCACGGCUGCAUCCUCCAUCCAGAGCUCACCACCGACUCUAUGAUCCCAAAGUAUGCCACCGCAGAAAUACGUAGACACUUGGCUAAUGCUGCGACUGAGCUGAUGAAACUGGACCAUGAAGAACCUCAGCUGACAGAACCUCAUUUGUCUAAGCAGAAAAAGCUAAUGGCAAAAAUCUUGGACCAUGACAAUGUGAACUACUUGAAGAAAAUCCUGGGGGAGUUAGCCAUGGUUCUGGACCAAGUGGAGGCUGAACUUGAGAAAAGAAAACUAGAGUAUCAAGGUCAAAAGUGUGAGUUGUGGCUUUGUGGACCUGAAUUUACGCUAGCGGAUAUCUGCCUUGGAGCCUUGUUGCACAGGCUCAAGUUCUUGGGACUUUCUAGGAAAUACUGGGAGGACGGCAGCCGGCCAAACCUGCAGUCCUUUUUUGUGCGUGUCCAAAAACGCUACGCUUUUCGAAAGGUGUUGGGCGACAUCCACACGACUCUCCUGUCAGCAGUCCUACCCAACGCCUUCCGAAUGGUAAAAAAGAAGCCGCCAUCUUUCUUCGGGGCCUCGUUUCUCAUGGGCUCUCUGGGUGGGAUGGGCUACUUUGCCUACUGGUAUUUAAAAAAGAAAUACAUGUAGUGAAUGCCCUCUUGUUGUGUUAAAUGUCUGUGUAUUUGUGUGAUGCUUCAACUUUUCUGUAAUGUUUUAUGACUGCAGGAAAAUAUAAUGAAUCUAUGUAGAGAACACUAUUACUUACCUGGGUACACAAAGAAAUAUGAAAACAUUCCAUAGUAUGAAUUUAAUGACAGCACAUUUUAAAGGCCUUUGUUAACUGUUCAUUUCUGAAACUUGCAGCUUUUGUGCAUGCAAGAUCUCAUUUAUUUAUUUAUGAUUUAUUUUAGUUUUAGUUUUUUGGAGGCAUGCAUCAUUUCCACAUUAAAACAGAGACCUGGUUAAAACGGUGAGCAUAACCAACUCUUCCAUUUCCUUGAGUUUCCAGCUGAUAAAAUCACUGCAUAUAAAUAAAUAUGUUCUGAAAAGUGCUGCUCUGCUGGAAACUGCCAGACAAAAUGCUGCAGAAGGAUUUUUUUAUUACAGGUUUUGUUGGAGUAUGAUUUUUAAAUAGGAGGAAAUUGUUUUCACUAGUUAGCGUUAAGACUGGUAAAAGUUUUGAUCUUUCUGAAAUAUAUAAGAUUUAUUAUACAAAUAUCACCGAUACCCCUUCAAAAAUAUUUCAAAUUACCACAGUUGUGCGUUGUUAAUGACGAUGCAUCCCAUAGGUAUUUUUAUCCUUGGACAGAGUAAAGUUAGCCGUUUUCGUACAAUAAUUUAACUUCUUUUAUCAGAACAGAAUAAAAAUAAGAAUGAUAUCCAGAUAUCUCUAAAAAAACAACAAAAAUAUUAAUGUCCAUAUUCCACAAUUUUAAAAACUAUUUAAUUUAUAUGUUGCAAACUCUGGCUACUAUGAUGCUAUAGUUGUCAGCAUUAGUUUAGCAUGAAAACUAGAAAAAUAAACGAGGCUUUCAGAAACCUACAGAGUUGACCAAACUAAAUCCAUGCAAUUCCUGAAAUAAAAUAUCGUAAUUUAAUGUUUAUAACUUACAAAAUGAGCUGUGGAGUUAUUUCUUCUGAAGUGUUUUUACCAAGAGAUAAAGAACAAUUAGCUUGUUUUAUUUGGUAUUUUUCUCCAAUGCUAAACUUUGGAGCUAGUAGAAAAAACCAUAAAUAUCUACUUGAAAUGAUGCAGUUUUAAGAAAAAUACUAAAUAUUUAUAUCUAUCUACAAAACUUAAAAUCAGCCAAAGAAAUGUUUCUUUGUCAGGAUUUAUCCUCUGGACUGGGAGGUUAGCUGCAGUUUCUCGUCUGUCAGCAAUGCUAACUAUUAGACCUGUAUCAAAAAAGAAAAAAAAGACUUAAAAAACAAGUUAGGAAGAGAACAAAGUAUUUAUUUUUAAUGUUUUUUAAAUUGGUGUAAAUUUCAAAACAGACCCACACACAUUUGUUGUUAAUUGUUUUCGCCACAGAAAGGAGAUAGCUACCGUUAGCUUAGCAUAAAGAUCAGAAAAAGAAUGUACAAGAUCAAUAGCUGUUUAGCUGUUAGCUGUUUUCUACCGUCAUUUCUCAUCUUACCAAUACUAAAUUACAUAAUUUAAACACGAUAUAUGGUCAUAAUAAUACAAUAAAAUAUUGAUAUAAAUUUCCCAAUUGCUGCAAAUUUAAAAAUAGCACCACAGGACAGAGAUGAUUAUUGUUAGCUUAUAAUAAUGACCACAGAAGAAGAAUAAAAACUAGCUUGUCUUUGGCUAAAACUUAUAAACUAACCUAUCUGAAUCUCACUAAUUCUUUUUUCAAAUUAUUACACUAGGCAUAUUUAUUGUUUAUCUACAAAUUCAAAAUGAGCUGUGGAGGUGUUGAUGAUUUCUCAAGUCACCAAAAUAAAUAUUGGACAUAUUUUUUUAAAACUCACUAAUAAAGGCCAAAUAAUACAGUCGUACACAUUGUUUUCCAAACUACUAUAACUAAAUUUACCGGUUAUCUUCAAAGUCAAAGUGAGCUCUGAAAAUGCUUUUUGUUGGGUAUAUUUUGCAAAGAGAAAAUUGGCUGCUGCACAUUUUUCACCAAUGUUAAAUAUUGGACCUGAUUAAAAAAGUUAACAUUGUAUUUUAUUUAAUUUGUUCAACCCUCAAAAUAAAUAUUUUACACAUUUGUAUAAAAAAAACUAGCAGUGUUAAAUCCACAGAUGGAGAUAAAUGGUCUACAUAUGUUUUUGUUUUAUUCAAAUCAAGUUUUCUGCUCUCUACUUCUGCGUACAAUCACUGUGUAAAACCUGCAAACAGUUUUACUGCAGUCUCCGUGUUUUCCAAAAGGUUUUUGAGUUAUUAAACCAGGUCACAUUAUUUCCUGCAGUCAAACACUUCCUCUGAUUUCUGAUCCAGUUUUCAGUUUUUAUCUGAUGCUAACAGACUGUAGCUUUACUGAGCCUCAUAGUGACAACUCUUCUAACCCACAGAUUAGUGCUUUUUCCAAAAAUAUCAAUGUAAUUACUCUAAUGUUAGCGCACAAAAUACCACUCAGACAUUGUUAAAUUGGUUUAUUUUCAACUGCACAGGCUACACAGCACACGUCGGGUCAUUGUCACAAACUUUGGGUGUUUUAAACGUUACACUUAGCUUUUACAAUUAUUGAAAUUUAAGUUCUGCAUCUGUGGCACCAAAUGUUGAAUUAGGUUUAGGGUGUGUGUGUUUCAUUGCAUGGGUCCUGUUUAAUGUUUAAUGCUGUGAAGGGGUGGUCACUUUGUGUUGAUAAGAGGUAGAAUAUGCUAAUUGUAACAUUUAAAGCACCUGCACUGUUCAGUGUCCAAGUGGUCGUCCUCAGCAAUACCAAGCAAGUGAAAUGACGUUUUAUUGCUGCUGUUUGUACGACGCCAUAUUCAGGCCAGGAAAUGAAAAAAGGAGAAAAUUUCCAUCAAAGAACUCAGAUAUUUUGAAAUUAAUCCAAGAAAUGUUCAAGAAAUA
This is a messenger RNA of Xiphophorus maculatus (southern platyfish), 4335 nucleotides long. It is a transcript of the gene gdap1l1, whose product is annotated as ganglioside induced differentiation associated protein 1 like 1. Lineage: Eukaryota; Metazoa; Chordata; Actinopteri; Cyprinodontiformes; Poeciliidae. The coding region runs from base 360 to 1460 and encodes 366 amino acids. The record is from RefSeq and is a predicted model, not a curated record. The transcript has 6 exons.